Molecule: messenger RNA, 3350 nt
Organism: Dermacentor silvarum
Lineage: Eukaryota; Metazoa; Arthropoda; Arachnida; Ixodida; Ixodidae
Product: endothelial zinc finger protein induced by tumor necrosis factor alpha
Exons: 2
Coding region: 34-690 (218 amino acids)
Biological process (GO): regulation of transcription by RNA polymerase II
Molecular function (GO): DNA-binding transcription factor activity, RNA polymerase II-specific; RNA polymerase II cis-regulatory region sequence-specific DNA binding
Source: RefSeq, a predicted model, not a curated record
CGCUCGCGGCACAUCGCUCGGGCCGCGGCGCCGAUGGGACGGUGCGUACUGUCCAUGGAAGUAGGGGGCCUCCCGCACGGCUCGACCGCCCUCGGGCAGCGCGCCCCUGCGGAGGACGUGGUCUUCUGGAGGCCCUUCGCGCCAGCCGCCGGCCUGCACGGCGGCGCGGAUUCGUGCCUCGACGGAAGCGCCGCCGACGAGGCGCCGCGGCCACCUGACGCUUGCCGCCGCCGCCCGCCCGUGGGCCUGGCUCCGUCGCCCAAUUCGGCGUUCCGUCCCGUCAGGGUCAAGCGCCUCCAGUGUUCCUACUGUGGCGUCUCCUUCCUCAACAACGGGGAGCUCGUGGGCCACCUCCGGGUGCACACAGGCGACCGGCCGUACAAGUGCGAGGCGUGCGAGCGGGCGUUUGCGCGCAACGAGGAGCUGACCCGUCACCGACGCAUCCACAGCGGCGACAAGCCGCACGCGUGCGACGUGUGCGCCAAACGGUUUGCCCGCAAGGACCACCUCAGCAAGCACCGCAAGACGCACCUGGACGAAGCACACAAGCGUGUGCACGUGUGCAGCCAGCCAGGCUGCGGGCACCGCUACACGCGCACCGACGCGCUCACCCGGCAUCAGUGGACCGCGCACGCCAUUCGCCGUUGCAACCGCUGGCCACCAGACGCCCCGGGACAACACGUGAUCUGAAUGCACUCUCUGUGACCUUUGGUACCCAAAUGCAAGGGACGAAGAUGCUCAAGCUUUUUUUUUUUUUUUUUCAUCUUCCGUUGUGAUAUAUACCCAUCAGUUAACCGACCAUGUCUGUCCCUUCAGGCACUGUUUGUCUUUUAUUUUAUUUUUUCCUGAUGAAAGAGAAUGUGUGAUUUACGGUCAGAAGGCGAUAGGUUUUCCAGGUAUGUUGCGCAGGCAGUAGUCCUUUGUGCAUUUCGUCUGUGUUCUCGCUGGUUUUGGUCAGCAUCCUCCUUGCAGCAAAUAAUGGCACUUACCUCCGGGUGUAGAAGCAGAUGAAACACGCUAUGGUUGACGUAAGCCCCAGUUUGCACCGGUGACCUUAGAAAAAUGAACUGUUGGGCGAGUUAAUGCAUUACAAAUUUUUGAUUUUUUCUGGAACGGAUUUACCGGCUCUACGGUACUCCCCAAUGGAGAUUCAUCCAAGAGGUCUUACACUUUCUUCGCGUCGUGUUUACGUGCAGUCCCAGUGGAAAAAGAUUAGCACAAGUCACUUGUGGCCGGAGUGGCACAUUCCAUUUUUCAAAGCACGGGUGACCGUACGUCAGAAAGCGUGUCGCGGUUUUGCCGCUCCGGUUGUCAGUCACUUGUGCUAAUCUUUUUCCGCUAGGGCUGUAGGACGUCAAGUGGAAAGACCGUUAUGUGCAACAAGUGAAGCACUCGUUGGACUGUAUCCCGGAUAUGAAUGCUGAACCAAAUAGAAAAUUUCUCCCAGAUGAGAUUCGUACGUGUGUGUUUGUGUGGGCAUGUGUGUGCGUGCGUGCAUGCACCCUCGGGCAGGGCCCGGGAGGGGGGGGGGGGGGGUGGAUCGGGUUGGUACGCCAUAGGAUAUGCGAUUUUGUUGUUAUUCCGUGUUACGGUAUAUCUAUGGCUAAUCGAAUUCUAUCUUGUGGCUUUUUACCUUUUACCUUUCGGACCUUUCUUUGUUUGUUCUUUGUUUUUUUUUUUUUUUUUUUUGCGUGUUGGUACGCUUCGUAAUGUAGUACUAACACUGUCUAAUAAUUACGGUCCCUGUUCGUCCUUGCGUGAGCAUACCUCUGGUUUUACGAGAGGACAUUAUCGAAAUCUCGACGGCCUGUGGCCGAGCAUGUAUCACCUUGUUGCUUACUCUGGGAUCAUCAUGCAUACGACAAAGAGGAAGACUGUUAUCGCAUAGCCCGUCGUUUCAAACCUGCACGGAAAGGUUUUGUACAACCAUCUGUUGUCUGUUCGCAAAAUAUGUCUUAAUAUUUUUAUGUUAGUUACUUGAUGUUAGUUACAUUGUCAUGGCAUGUUUGCUUAGCGAUGCAGAAAGAUUUAUCCGUGGUAAUUCAAGACAGUUCCGCGAGUUCUGUGAGAGACAGGCAGGCAGGUUCUGUACAGAUUGUUCGCAGGAACUGUGAAUCAUUGUUUUUAAACAAAGUUGUUAUUCACUAAUGUGGGCAUUUCCGUUACACGAUACUUUCUUGAAAAGGUAAGCUAGGUUUGGUGCAUUUUAAUUCAGUUCGUUUAAACCUCACGCCCGAUUACUACUAAUCGCCUCAGGCCACUUGUUAAUUGAUGACAGAGACUGUACAUUCGGUAUCCAAUGUAAUUAUAGUUAAUCACGGAAUAAGGUCAAAUACAGCCUAAAUACAUUACAGAAGAGUUUUUAAAAAAGAAAGUCCCAUUAAACGGCUUUAAAGUGUGCGUCAAGCUGGAGACGUUGCAUUACGUGCUUAAUUGUAACCCGUGUACAGCGAGAUCAAAGAGGCACGAACUUGGCCUAGUGCUUCGCCCUGCUGUGGUCUGAGUCUACAUGGGUCUGAUUUUUUUUUUCAAGUUUUUCCAGUACUUAUUCGAAUUAUACCACCGCCCCGGAACGUCUUAAACCAAUUUUGGUGGAGUCGUGACUGCGAUCUGUAGAUCCAAAGUGAAGAGGGGGGCCAACAGAUGGAAACACACUGUGGGAUAAAAGUUGGAUAAAGAGGGGCAAAGUGCCUCAGACAGGCUGGACGAUGUUCCGAUAGGUGAACCUAUCUUUGUCGAAAGCAGCCUUGUCAUCCUUGGCGUGUUAGCUUUAACGUGUUAGCUGCCACCGACGGAAGCCACGCGUGACGUCACUCUACGAACCCGUUAAAGCUAACACGCGAUAGAUGACAAGGCCGCCUUUGACAAAGAUAGGUCCAUCUAUCGUAACGUCGGCCAGCUUGUAUGAGGCACUUUACCCCUGUUCACCCAACUUUUAUCCCUUAUUUGUAGAGUGACACCGGGCCUGCGCCCAAAGUACAUAGUCAGUCGUUGUGUAAAAAGCUCUGCGCUGCCUGAUUUUUGCUAUUCAAAUGUCGCAGGUUGUUUGUUGUGUUGGCUUUACGAACGACCAUUCUAUCAGUUAUAGUCAGAUAUCCCGUUGUAUAAAAUACAUAUCGUAUAUAUACUUGAAGCCACUUGUUGUCCUGCAGAGCAAAGCAAUUCGUUUUUUGUCGAGCUCGAAUUAUACGGCCCCUCGUAAGGUUAUCUCUACUGCCUAAUAAUGACAUCUGCUAUUAAGCUACGCAACUUUAAUGAUGGUGAACAACUGUAAGGCUAAUAAUUAUUCACUUCACUAUUCAGCAUUUGUCUUUCCUGUUCAGAACACGAAUCUGCAAAUCCCGUGACUU